Molecule: messenger RNA, 2398 nt
Organism: Gastrolobium bilobum
Lineage: Eukaryota; Viridiplantae; Streptophyta; Magnoliopsida; Fabales; Fabaceae
Exons: 7
Coding region: 127-1884 (585 amino acids)
Molecular function (GO): DNA binding
Source: RefSeq, a predicted model, not a curated record
UGUUUGUGGUGUGCUUCUUUCAUAGCAAAUAUCACUUUUUUCUUCCUCUCAAUUCUCGCUCUCUCUCCCAACUGAGAUGCUGUAAAUUGCUCGAUUUGCAUCCUCACCCUCACUGAAUGAGCUUCCAUGCCUUUGUUUGAGAUAACAAAUGCACAGCUAUACUUCCAAUGUCCCUUGUAUUCACUGAGGGCACCAAUGCCAUAUCAUGGUAAAGGUUCAUCGAUUUCGUUUGCCUUUGGUAAUGAGCAAAACGUUCUUUUUCCUUUGAAAUCAUUGAACAAGCUUAAAAAGGAAAAAUUCAAUGUGGCACGUGUUGAGUUGCCGAGGGGUAGAUUCCUGAUUAAGGCAGUUGCUACCUUAACCUUUGAACCAAAGAGUUUGGCUCCAAAAGGAGACAAAUGCAUGGACUCCUCCAAGGACUUUGAACUGGGUCUAAAUCCUGUCCCACCUGGGGCUCUGCUUGAAUAUUCUGAUGUAGAAUCAGAAGAACUUGAUGAGAGGGAGAAGUUGAGAAGAAUGAGGAUUUCAAAAGCUAAUAAAGGAAACACGCCAUGGAACAAAGGAAGAAAGCAUAGUGCUGAAACUUUGCGGAAAAUCAAGGAAAGAACAAGGCUCGCGAUGCAGAAUCCUAAGGUAAAAAUGAAGUUGAUUAAUCUCGGGCAUGCACAAUCUACAGAAACAAGACGGAAAAUUGGUGCUGGAGUGAGAAUGCGAUGGGAAAGGAGGCGUGGAAGGAAGAUGGUGCAGGAGACUUGCUGUUUUGAGUGGCUUAAUUUAAUUGCAGAAGCUUCUAGACAAGGCUAUGUUGGUCAGGAAAAGCUGCAAUGGAAUUCUUAUGAAACCUUGGAUGAACAGCUGAAGCAGGAGUGGUUGGUGAGUGUUGAACAAAGGAAACAAAUAGCAAGGGUACCAGGUAGCAGAAGAGCACCCAAGCCUCCUGAACAGAGAAGGAAAAUUGCAGAAGCCAUUGCUGCAAAAUGGGCUGAUCCUGAAUACCGGGGAAGAGUUCUCUUUGCAUUGGCCAAGUUUCAUAGCACUGAAGGUGGAGUUGAAAGGAAACCUAGAAGAAGGCCAAGUGAUGGUACACGACCCACAAGGAGGAAACCUAUCGUAAAAAGCGAUUCUGAUACUAACAUUCAUGUUAAGAGUGGCUCCAAAAUUCUUAAUCCGACCCUGUUGAAAAAAAGCAAAUCCCCUUCCUAUAAGGAUCCUUUGGUUAAUUCUAAGCUUGAGAUGAUAAAGAACAUUAGAGCAGAGAGAGCUGCUGCAGAAGCCAGACCAACUCAAGUCAUUGAACAAGCAAGACUAUUGAUUGCUGAAGCUGAGAAAGCUGCCAAGGCACUUGAGGUUGCUGCGACAAAGAGUCCCAUUGUAAAAUCUUCUCUGAUAGAAACCAGAAAGCUCAUAGCUGAAGCUAUUCGGUCACUUGAAUCCAUUGAUGCACAAGGGAUAACUGAGGGUAAUGUUCCUUCGGUUGGUUUGAGUGAGGCCUAUAAGGAAAAUGGAUCAGCAUUUGAAGUUCUAAACCAAUCACAAAUUGUCCAAGUAAAUGGACACACAACAUUAUCAUCAAGUCACGACAAGUUUUAUGAAGAUUUUGGCAAAUUUUCCUUGGAGAAGCCAGUUACUGGUGAUGCAGAACUUCACCUAAUCAAUGGCUGUGCUUACUUACCUUUUUCUUUGAAUGGCCAGAUAAAAGAAUGUAGUCUAUCAGAUCAACGAAGGGAAACAGAACAGGACCAGAGCAACGAAUACAAAACAGAUGUUUCUGCAACUGUGAUGGGAAAUCAGUCCCUUAAAGAUGAAACACUAUCUAAAUCUCCUAUAGUAACUAAAAAGUGGGUUCGCGGAAGACUCGUUGAAGUGGCCGAAGAGAAACAGUAAAAUAGGUAAAGUUUAGCUCAGUUUUCAAACAGUACAAAGCAAUGUCAUAUUGUUUGCUUCAUGUUAUAUAAAUCAGAGUAAAUGCCACAAAUAUUUUGUUCUUUAAUAGUGUGAUCAUUGCUUGCUCAACCAUGCUGGCACUCAUUCGAAUCAUGAGUUCACUUGCAUCGGUCCCUCAACAGCCAACCACAUGUAUGCCAAUCCGAGGGAGACUAUAAUAGCAAUCGCUCAUGAGAGGAUGCACUUCCGUCAGUUCGCAGGAUCUUCUACUUCAGUUAAUCAUGUUACAUUAAACUAUGACGUAAUCAUAUGAAUAUUUUGUUACAUUACAGCAAUUUUAUGUCGUAGUUUUCUGUAUUUUAUGCUGUAGUUUUGUAGCCACUGCAGAUAUUUGAGCCCAGGCUGUGGCCAAUUUUCCAUCAGCCAGGAAAUUCCAAUAUACUUGGGGUUGCGUCCGAAUUGUAUAGAGCAGGGUAGUGUUGGUUAAGGGAUUACGAAUUAUUUUUUUACAUGG